AUGGAGAGUAUGAAACCUACUUGGCUGGUUCAAGACGAUAGUUUUAUCGACGAAUCAAAGUCCACAGUGAUGCGCGCAAAUGAAAAUGAUUCCAAAGGAAUAUUUCUGGUUACGAAUUUCUUGAAGUUUCAAGAUGAAACCUCUAAUAGUGAAUCAUCAUACUUGCACGACUCGUCGUCCAGUAUAUCUGAAGAGAAAAUUGAAAACAUAAAAAUUAAUUACGAAAAAACAUGUUUUAUGAUAGAAAUAAUGUUGAUUGACGAAAAUGAAGAAAAAAAAGCUACGCGAGACUUUUUAAUAUCUUAUUUCCACGAGUUUCCUCAAUACGAUUAUUGUUUAGUAAAUCUAAGUACGAUGGUGACUCCUCCCGAGUUCAAGAAGACUUUUUGUAAAGUCUUUUUGAAACCAAAUCAAUACAAGUCCAUUGGACAACUGUACGCAUUACAUCGGUUGAGCCUGUUCGGAAACAUUACUUCUGCUGUGGUUACAAAAGAAAAUUUGGAAAUCGCGGAAGAUCUGAUCAUAAACCAUCCAUUUGAAAAAAUCUUAUUAGAUAAUAUUUCUAAAUCCGUUUUCGAAGAUACGAGAUAUAAAACUUACAUUUUACAAUGUGAUGACCAACCAAUUGGUUAUUGCGUUAUUCGAUUGUGUGACGAGAUCACAUUUUUAAAUAGUCACUUCGACGUGGCUCGUUACGUAUACCCCGAGUUGGCUCGUAAUCAUUCAGGGGUGUUGUUGAACAUGGACAUCCAAGCGAAAUUUUUAAACAAGACACGUUGUUUGUUAAAGUCUAUAAUGGACGAUAAUGACAUCAAUUGUUUGUUUUAUAAACUUUAUUCGGAUUCGAUUAUCAUGGAACAAAACGAAUCGUCUUACAUUUCUGGGAUAAACGAACUGAUACCAGUCAAACCUCGUACUCGUAUCCAGUACGACGAUGACGAUUUGUCUGGUAAUAACUUGGAAAAAUUUGCUCUGUUCCAUAUGAACACGCGAUUGUGUACAACUCAAAAAUUGUCAUUGGACGUUAAAAUCGUCGUGGUCGGUGCAUCUACAGUGGCCUUAUCAUUUUUAGAACGUCUUUUAUUCAAUCCUCUUAACCAUUACCUGAGCUUCGAAAAUAUAGUACUCGUAUCUGAGCAUGGCAUGCCAUAUCGAGUUGGUCUGACCGACUUGGAAGAUUGCAUGGUUCCGAAAGUUACGCAUUACAACCACGAGUAUAUGAAAACUAUAGCGCUUAAUUCUUUCGUGAACGUCGUCACUGGCACAGUAACUGAAAUCAGUAGAUCCGAGAAACACGUAACGGUAAAAGAACACGGCACAAAUAUUUACUACGAUUAUUUGUUUCUGUUCAACGGUGAACAAUUUACGCACAACAUUGAGAACAUCAAAACAUUACCCGAAAAACGGAAGAAAAACAAUCCUUCGCAUAACUCCUCAAUGUUUCGCAGUGCACAUUUUUCGUCAAUUACUCUAGCCAUCAUCGUGUACGGAAAAUAUCUGGGAUCACUGUCAGUGAUUAAUGUACUACUUGAGAGCAAUAUCGAUGGACGUCGAAUCGUUUACGUAGAACCCGGCGACAGAGUAAAUCUUCCGUUUAUUGACAAUGCAACUAUAAAAAGAGCCGUUUACGAUGAGCUGUACAGUCGAGGAGUGUCCGUACACGAAGGAUUGCAAUUUGAAACGUUGACACUGACCGACGAUCAAAUGAAAAUACAGAAUGUGUCGUUUAGCUCGAACGUAAAAUCAAUUACGAUUGAUUGUGCUGGUUUAUUUUGGUUCGAUCAGAAGAGUGUUAAUAAAAACAACUGGAACCUACUGUACGCGUUCGAGUUCGACGGUCAUCUGGUGAUCAACAGGUCGUUCGAAACGAACGUGGACUGCGUGUACGCGGCCGGCCCGGUGGCCAGGUACGACGGUCCGGAACGCGACGCGCGCCGUUGCGACAGCUCGGAGAUCGGCGGCCGUGUGGCCGACGUGCUGAUGAAACGUUUGCGCGCGCGCCACGACGACGACGACGACGACGGGACUGGCCGACGACCGCUGUCGGUCCGCUGCCGGUUGCCCGGCGGACACCGUUACCUCCGUUGCACCGAGCCCGGGACGUCGCGCCCUCGAACGGUUUUGCACACGGUCAAGACCGGAGACGCGGCCACGGGGUACUUCGAGAUCGAGAUGGACGGCGGCGGCCGCGUGACGGGCGUGUCUUGUUACUCGAAGGCGGAUUUCAAGUAUUCGAACUUAAUAAACCUGUGUGGAAAAAACGUAAACCUGUUCAACGAUAUGAUGAAUCGGCUGCGGACGGAUUCCAUUCCGUGUUUCUUCGACUUUUUCAACGAGCCGUGGGCUUACCCUUUGUACUCGGACAGAUUUCCGAAGAUAUUGAACGACGUGAUCAAACUCCGCGAAGCCAAUCCCAACAAUAAGGUAAGAAACAAAAUAAUGUCGACCUACACGGAAGAGUUGGAAAAAGUGUUGAUAACCUUUGUCGACGAAAACGUGGACGAUUUUCCCGAGUUCGCUCAUGUACGCGAUGCGGUGGACCUAGCGAAUUCCGGGCAACACCACUAUUAG
Sipha flava (yellow sugarcane aphid) is the source of this 2571-nucleotide messenger RNA. RefSeq names its product cilia- and flagella-associated protein 61-like. The record is from RefSeq and is a predicted model, not a curated record. The coding region runs from base 1 to 2571 and encodes 856 amino acids. NCBI's taxonomy places the organism in Eukaryota, Metazoa, Arthropoda, Insecta, Hemiptera, Aphididae. The transcript has 14 exons.